AUGACAGUCUCAGACAAACUCGACGUUCGUCGCAUUGCCAUUAUAGGCGCCGGUCCAAGUGGUCUUGCAGCCGCCAAAUAUCUCCUUGCAGAAAAGAAGUUCUCCAAGAUCCGUGUAUUCGAACAACGUGCUACACCAGGCGGUGUUUGGAAUUACACCCCUCUAGCCCGAGAGCAAGGCUUCUCAGUCCCUAGAACCACGCCAAGUUAUGCGCCAGAUCAAGCACUUUGGCCCAACGACCAUGGAGACGUCGAGUUCAUGUCUCCCAUCUACGACCUUCUUGAGACAAACAUUCCUCAUUCUCUCAUGAGAUACAGCGAUAAGGAAUUCCCGCAAGGCUCAUCUUUGUUUCCUCGUCAUAGCGUUGUGCUACAGUAUCUCAAAGACUACGCUCAAGAGAUCAUUCCUCAUAUCUCGUUUCAAACUCAAGUUUUAAAUAUUGAGAAACCGACUAAGGAUCGCUCGCAGCCAUGGUCCGUUGAAGUACUUGAUCUGAAAGCCAACAAGGUCAUCAAAGAUGAGUAUGACGCUGUUGUGGUGGCGAGCGGACAUUACAAUGAUCCUUUCAUCCCUGAUAUCGCCGGCCUGGUCGAGUUUGAUAAGAAGUACCCAGGUGCCAUUUCGCACUCCAAGUUCUACCGACGACCCAACGACUUCAAAGACAAGAAAGUUAUUGUUGUCGGCAACUCUGCAUCUGGUAUUGAUGUAAGCGCACAACUUGCCAGCGUCGCAAAACAUCCUAUCUUUGUGUCCGAAAAAGAGAAGGCAACUGUGAUACCACCUGCAAAGGAGCCAUGGGCAGCCGGUGUUCCGGAGAUCGUCGAGUUCCUCCCCGAGCAGCGAGGCGUCCGUUUCGCCAAUGGCCAGGUCGAGACUGACAUUGAUGCUGUGCUGUUCUGCACUGGUUUUCAUUACUCGUAUCCAUUCCUCAAAUCUCUUGAUCCUCCUAUCGUGGUACCCAGCGGUGGGCAUGCCGCUCAUCUUUGGGAACAUAUUCUUUACACUGCAGACCCGACUCUCUCAUUCCUCAGCGUUCCUCAACGCAUUGUCCCGUUCCCUAUUGCAGAGGCACAGAGCGCUGUGGUUGCCCGCGUCUGGUCUGGUCGUCUAAGUCCACCAACUGAAGCUGCAAUGGAGGCAUGGGUAGAGGAGCAACACAAAAGCAAAGGAGAAGGCAAGGCAAUUCAUGUUAUGUCCUUCCCUGAAGAUGUAGACUACAUCAAUCGCCUGCAUGAGAUGAGCAAGACGGCAGUCAAAGCCCUUGAACUGGGUCUCGAGAAUGAAGGGGAGGGCAAGAUGCCGCCAUAUUGGGGACUGGACAAGAGGUGGGUGCGGGAGAGGGUGCCAAAGAUCAAGCUGGCGAGCAGAGCUGCGGGCGAGAAAAGACACGAGUUGAGGACAUUGGAAGAUCUCGGUUUUGAUUACGAGGAGUGGAGGAGGACUGCUGAGGAGGGGGAGAAGCUCUUCUAA
Messenger RNA from Fusarium coffeatum, 1470 nucleotides. RefSeq lists its product as uncharacterized. Lineage: Eukaryota; Fungi; Ascomycota; Sordariomycetes; Hypocreales; Nectriaceae. Gene Ontology annotation, molecular function: NADP binding; N,N-dimethylaniline monooxygenase activity; flavin adenine dinucleotide binding. Bases 1 to 1470 code for a protein of 489 amino acids. The record is from RefSeq and is a predicted model, not a curated record. The transcript is spliced from 3 exons.